CACUGAAAAUGAGGUACUGGGUGGAAACACGCUCAUCCGCAAGCCCACGUGCCUCUCCCCGGCCAGAAAAUCCACGCGUGACACUACACCCGCGUGAACGCACGACAAUACUAACAGAACAGUCAUCGUCGCCAUCAUCCUCAGCCUCCCCCUCCUCACCCUGAGCCUCCUCGUCAUCAUCCUUAGCCACCUGGGCCCUCCCCAUUCUCAUCCUUCAUCACCUGAAGUCUUAUCCUGUUCCUCAUUCUACAUUAAUAUCUUAGUUCUUCUCCUACUACUGUGUUUUUUUUUGCCCUCCUAAUAUUUAUCCCACUUUUAUUUCGACUGUCCUCCUCGUAUUUGACCGACUUCCUCCACGCCCUCCUUGCCCUACAUUAUACACCCGCGACGAUGGCCAUACCUCGGCUCUGAAUGGAACGGGCAAGUGGCCCGAGUGUGACUGCGACUCCGUUGGGACUUCGUGUGACCCCGUGACGCUCACGACAAGUCGCCACGUGCAGCUUGGAUUUCUGAUCGCUGCGGCCCAACAAAACCUCGAUCGACGAAAGCCUCCCGGGCCACGGCACCCUCCACUUGUCUCUCAUUGGACUUGAAGGAAGUGUGCCCGGCAGGCGUUAUGAUCGAUCAUUAAUCCCAGCCAAGAUCAUCAUCAUACUCCAUUCUCUGGUGUCGGACUCGUUUUCAUCGUCAAUGUACAUUGGCUUAUAUAGCCUUGUUCAAAGAAACGUCUACAACAUUUACAUCUGCUAUAUCACUAUUAGUGCUGGACAAUUGGGGUCAUAGCCUUUCAGGCCUGUACUUCGGCAAACCUUUGAAAAGUGUCCCCGAGUGCUUUAAAACCCGAGUUUGGCCAUCUCAAUCCAAGGCCUCCAGCAACUCUUGGACGGUGUCUUACUCCCAACCAUCAUAACCUUUCAUCCCAGACGUAGAACGACCAGAUCUUGCAGAUUCUUCCAAACGUCUUCUCUACCAAGCCAUCUCUUCUAUUAAAUUGAAACACGUUUUUCCUAUAUUUCAUAAACUAACUUAACGUCAGUAUAAAUUUGAGGCCUGCAGCAGGCCUUAGCUGGACUGCACACGGCCAGCAGCGUCUGUACGAGGGCAGAAUUGACGCCCAAUAAAAUAAUCUUGACUCAGCCCUGAAGGGAAACUAAAAGGGUUACAGAUAAGUCAGACUUUUGAGGAUACAAGUAGGCGGGACACAGCGUGGAUGCGCCUGACACAAUAUUGUUCACAGCAAAUUAAAAGGGGACUUUUAUUCCUGGUUUAAAUUUCAUUCGUGAAUUCAAAAAGAAUCCGCAAACACUCAAUUCAUUGUCAAGAAUAAAGCCUGUUGGUUUGGCAUUGAAAUUGGAAAUCUUCAAAUAAAGUUAAUUCCAAGUUUAAUGACCUGAUUGUGAAUCACACACAGUUCCAGCAAAUCCAUACAAUUGUCUACCCAUAUCCGAACCCAACAGAAUCAAGCGGAAUCCAAACAGAAUCUGCUCCUUCAACCACCACUUAAGAAUCCAGUGACAGCGACUCACGAAUAUUCUGGUUUCAAUAACAAACAAGACAGCUUCCAACACAAGUGGAUUUUUUCAGAUGAGAACAAUUUGUUCAUCGGCAAGCAGUCAAGUUUCACCCGCCAAACCUUCGUGCGAACAAGACAUCUGCAUCGCCUGCGUCAUUUUGUCUUAAACACAAAACCGCAUCGCUCACCUCUGCAUGUUCACAACAAUGCCGGCCAUCGCAGAGAUAACCUCAGCCCUGCAAGCCCUCGCGGCCGCCACCAACGGAAUCCCGGCCAACGUAAUGACAUCUCUACCCAGCGAGCCACUGGGCGCACUCUUACAAAGCAUGCAGGGCAAUCACCAUCAACAUCCAGUGAGCCACCACCACCACCACCAGAGCGCCGGUCUCCACCACAGCGCCGGCCUCCAGCAGCAGAGCGGCCACCUCGCCGACGUGAUGUCCCUGAGCGAGCACAUGGGCCGCGGCGGAGCGGAUGGGGGCGGCGGCGGCGUCGUUGGCGGCGCUGGUGCCGGAAUGGGCAUCUUGGGAGCAGCCGGAGGAGGGGGCCUGCUCCACAUGAAGGGCGUCAUGCGGCGCCGGCAGCUCUACUGCCGCACGGGAUUCCACGUCACCCUGCUGCCCAACGGCACGGUGCACGGCACGCGUCGGGACCACAGCCGAUUCGGGAUCCUCGAGUUCAUCAGCGUGGCCGUGGGGCUGGUGAGCAUCCGCGGGGCGCACACGGGCAUGUACCUCGCCAUGAACCAGCGCGGAGAGCUGUAUGCAACAGCCGCAAUGUCGUCGGACACCAUCUUCCGCGAGCAGUUCGAGGAGAACUGGUACAACACGUACGCCAGCGCAGCCCACCGCCACGCUCUCUCCUCCCGCCGCCUGUACGUGGCGCUCAACCGCGACGGCUCACCCCGCGACGGCACGCGGACUCGCCGGCACCAUAAGAACGCGCACUUCUUGCCGCGUCCUGUCAGCGACGGCGGGCCGGGCGGCCGGCUGGGGGAGACCGAAGCCUCGGAGCGCGAGCAGGCGGCGCUCGUGAGGUCGCUCGGCAAGCAGCGCAGCUGAUGGCACAAAACAAACGUUUAGUAACAUUUUUCGGGUCAAGGGUCAGCGACCGUCGCGCCAGUUGUUGGCGAUUGACUUCAACACCUUAAAGUGCACACGUUCGUUUUCCAGAUUGUUGUUAUUAUUUGUUAGCCCAAAUCAUUAUUUAUUCAGUGUGUAUUAGGUUGAUCAGAAUGCAGUGUUGCUGUUUAAGUUAAGUGAACCUCGCAUUGAUAGCGGAAAGGAAAUAGUUCAUUUAAGGUGGCUGGGUGGCUCUUGGGCGCUCGUCAUCCUGAGGCAGGACUGAGAAGAGGCUGGGUGUGAUCUGCGUCAACUCCUGUUGCCCCACCUGGUCCUUCCUUCUGUCCAGUGCAAGUUCGAUCCGUUCAGCAGCAAAGUCGCCGACGAAGCACAAAAUAGAACCACCUCGCCACUGGUUUUGCACUUCAUUCGGUGGAGCCCAGGCCGGAGGCUGAGCCAGAAGGGUGCAUUGUGUGAACAAUUAAUUCACCUUCACGACUAAGUAAAAAAUGUCGAGUAGUUAGAGCACUUUCUGCGAGAUAGACUUCUGAAAAACGACAGAGGAAGCCUGGGAUGUCACUGUUGCAUGAUGAUGCGUCUCAUCGGUGUGAAGAAGUGCAUACGAGUUUCGAAUAUUCACAUUGGGGAGGUGGGGGGGUGGAAAGCGUAAAAACAUGAAAAAUAUGACAAUAAUAUAUUUUUUUAAAACCCGAAACGAAAAAUAUUCUUGGACCAAAAACAGUUCCGACAUGCUAACUGAUGUUACACGAUUAUUUUAACACGAGUCAAUUUCUCUGGCUGUGUCGACUGACCCUGGGAUCUGUUGGUUCCUAGCUCCUGUGGUUCCUUGCCUCGCAAGCUAUGUGCUGUCUCGCAAAUCACACGAUCACACCGGUCAAUCACAUCAAUGGACAUCACACAUUUGGUGCCGGGCGACAUAUGCCUCAAUAAGACGUCGAUACCGGCAUCUACCCAGUAAACAUGCAACAUUGCGCCAUCAACGUUGGCCCAAUAUCGGCCUGACAUUCAAUAUCUACUGGGCAGUAUGUAUGUCCUGUAUUUGAACUUCUUUCGCACCGUACGUAGCCAACCAUGCUAAUCGGAGGUGCGGGGAAGGACAACAAACUCAACACAAAAAGCAGUUCUAAAGAUGUAGUUUUCAAUCUAGAUUUAACAGUGCAUAAGCUCCAGUGGCUUCCUAAUAUUGGAAGGAAGAGCAUUCCAGAUGGCCGCAGAAUCGCAUCUGAAAACGCGUGAUGCAGUGACCAUCUUUGUUCGAUGGUUCGCCGAAAGCCACUGCGAGGAUGACCGCAGUUUGCGUGAUGGUCUAUGUCCCUUUGCGAGAUCAGCAAGGUAUUGUGGUUUAUUUGUGGCGAGCACUUUGUGUAAGAGGUCGUAUAUAUAGAGUGAAUGUGAAGGUGCGAUGACCUCAUCCGAUUCUGACCACUGCCUCGGGACAAAGAGCGGCCCUGGCAGUCGUAUGAGUGGGUAGUUGAGGUUAGAGUCGUUUCUGCAGAUUGUGCAAGGUGAUAUCAACGUUUAAAAUUAACUGGGCCCAUAUCACCCAGGUCGGGUGAAAGUGCGCAGUGGAAUAAAUGUAAUAAAAAUAAAAAUUAACAUGAAACAGAAACAAUGAAAAUAGCACUAAAUAUGAAACUUUAUUUAAACUUAAAUGCCACAGAUGUAAUUUAUAGGACUCUGGCCUUUGACCACCCAGCAACAAUGGACGCUGUCCUGCCCUAAAUGGUGUGGCAGAGCCAAGACAUCUGCUUCAAGAAGAAUUACCAUCGAAUAAUCACCGAGAUAGCGUGUACUAUUGUUCUCUUCAUACGCGUAACUGAAUUAGCGUAGUUCUAACUCUGACUUCUGCUGGUGCCCAACCCUCCCAGGACAGCGAGCCUCAGAAGGCGUUCUGCACUAGGACGAGGCUCUGAUCCCAACUAGGCCGCAUCAAUCUAAAACGCUAUAAUCUCCGUUAUUUAUUACCGCAUUGAUAUUAUAGAAGGCAUAAUUUAAGCAAUAUUAACAUAUUAUCAUGACUAUGCCGUUCCUGUAUGUUUGAUAACUGCCUUAAAUGAUCGGUUCUGUCGUCAGUGUAAUCAAUAACCGGUAUUUAAUGUAAUCUCAAUAUCACUAGCUUUCUGAUGCAGAUAUGGCUGUAACCAAUCACACAUAUAAUUACUUAGUUUGAAAUUACAGAUAUCUAUGCAUAUUUAAGGUACGUUGUAGUAUACGUAACGUAUUAUUAAUAUAUACAGAGAGAUUACUAUACUGUAAUUAAGGUUGUAUACAUGACUAAUAAUAAAGUGGCUCUGCUGGACUAGAAUUAGCGAACGCAAUAGCCUGAGAGGUUAUUAAAGCUGGGGUCUAACUCAGAAUGUGGUUCUGAUCGUUUUGGUGUGGGCUUGGGGGAUGCCUCACCAUUGCGGGAUAGGAUUCAAACUCAAGGUUCACGUGCCACUCAUGUCGAGAUGAUCAUGAGAGUGGCACGAGAAUGUCAAUCGCGUGUGUGUGUUUUUUGGUUCCGUUUGUUCCAGCAUUGGAUCCAGACUCGGAGCAGCGUGCCAUUUGGACUCAGGCAGCGGUGCACACUGUGUGCACAUCACACACUGUGUGCACCGCUGAUGUUACCAGCAGUGCAGAAGCGCCCUAUUUGCCCGACGUGAUGACAACUGUGUACCGGUGUCACCUUUAUUAUUAUUAUCAUCUUCAGUGCAGAGUGGCUCUGCUGCUUGAUUUGAGGGCUGCAUUAUUACUGGUUUUACCGUUUUUAAGUAGCAUAAACAUUGCCGUGUAUGUCCCAUACCGUUCUUUUCAAAUGCGUAACCCUUUUCAGUCUUCGAUGUGACAUGUGAGCAGUAGAGCCCUGCUGCCCGACACAACAAGUGUGUUACGUGGCUUCAGCCCUAUUAGGGAUCAUCGAUGGUGUGUCCCCCAACAACGAUGCUGCCACACACCUUGAAAUAACACUGCGUGGGGCAACUAAACCCAUCCCGGCCCCUGUACACCUGGCAGUGUAAAUAGGUAGAAACCGACGGUCGAUCGACAGGAUGCAGUACGGUGGGGUAAAGUGUGGGCACCUCCACCUCUUCCAAGACGUUUAAGCCAGUGUGGAAACGUAGGUAAAAUGUGGGGGGGGGGGGGG
Lethenteron reissneri (Far Eastern brook lamprey) is the source of this 5719-nucleotide messenger RNA. Its product is annotated as fibroblast growth factor 9-like. NCBI's taxonomy places the organism in Eukaryota, Metazoa, Chordata, Hyperoartia, Petromyzontiformes, Petromyzontidae. Gene Ontology annotation, molecular function: growth factor activity. The record is from RefSeq and is a predicted model, not a curated record.